Messenger RNA from Hydractinia symbiolongicarpus, 2863 nucleotides. Its product is annotated as methylenetetrahydrofolate reductase (NADPH)-like. The record is from RefSeq and is a predicted model, not a curated record. NCBI's taxonomy places the organism in Eukaryota, Metazoa, Cnidaria, Hydrozoa, Anthoathecata, Hydractiniidae. Gene Ontology annotation, biological process: tetrahydrofolate interconversion. The transcript is spliced from 9 exons. Gene Ontology annotation, cellular component: cytosol. Bases 485 to 2512 code for a protein of 675 amino acids. Gene Ontology annotation, molecular function: methylenetetrahydrofolate reductase [NAD(P)H] activity; FAD binding.
GCUCUGGGGGAUCAAAAGGUUGCGCGCCGGGCAGAAAAAAGAGAAUCCUAUCAUUGGACACACGCGCCGCAACAAAACCUUUACCCCAACUGGAAAAACUGAUCCAGGAUCACGCUUCUGACACAUGGAGAAACCGUGUUAUCCGGAGUUCCACAGGCAGGCGAUGUUAGGAUAAUGUUUCGACUGCUGUAACGCAAAUUAUUGAGAAUAUAAUUUAAUUUGAUCUUUUUAAGUACUUUUAUUACGCAUUUUUCGUGUUUUUUUUUUGUUUUUUUUUUAACAUAAAUAAAUCAUUUUGGUGGCAAUUCAAUUGACACCGGACGCGAUGAGUACUCCGGGUGGUAGAAUAUCUUCUUUGCUUCAGUAUAUUUCUUGUAAAAUUACAAAAUUACAAAUAACGCAGCGCUGGGAUUCUCAGCCAUUACAAUAACAAAAAGCAAAUGAGAAGACAGUUAAAGAAAUAAUUCAUCUUUCAUGUGUGAAGAUGGUUAAUAAAGUAGAAAAAGAAUUUUGCGAAGAAACUCUACCAAAAUCUGAGCAAGAAAUAUUGUUAAAAUGCCAGUCUCUUUCUGACAAGAUUCGCGAGCACAUCAAACAAAAAAAGAAAUUUUUCUCUUUGGAAUUUUUUCCUCCAAGAACACCUAAUGGCGCAGUGAAUUUAAUGGCAAGAUUUGAUCGUAUGAGUCGAGGAGGCCCGUUAUUUUGUGAUAUAACAUGGCACCCGGCAGGAGAUCCUUCUGGGGAUAAGGAAACAAGCUCAACUACCAUUGCAAGUACAGCUGCAAAUUAUUGUGGUUUAGAGACAAUGUUGCACAUGACCUGUGCUAACAUGACAUCUGAUAUUGUUAUCAAGAAUCUGAAAAAAGCAAGAAAUCUUGGUUUGAGGAAUGUGCUGGCAUUGCGUGGUGAUCCGCCAAAUGGUGAAGAAUGGAAGUAUCUUGAUGAAACCCUUAAAUAUGGAUGUGAUAUGGUCCGUCUUAUACGUAAACAUUUCAAAGAUUUUUUCACCAUAUGCGUGGCAGGUUAUCCACAGGGUCAUCCGGACGCCACAUCUUAUGAAGACGACUUAAAAUACUUAAAAGAAAAGGUUGAUGCUGGUGCAGACUUUGUUAUAACACAGUUGUUUUUUGAGACAAGCGUGUUUUUCAAGUUUGUUAAAGAUUGUCGGAAAAUGGGCAUUAAUAUUCCAAUAAUACCGGGCAUUAUGCCAAUUCAGGGUUACGCUUCAUUGCGUCAGCUUGUAAAACUGUCCAAAUUGGAAGUACCCAAAAACAUUACAGAUGUAUUGGAGAAAAUAAAAAACGAUGACGCAGCUAUUCGGAGAUUUGGUGUCGAACAUGCGACAAUGAUGUGCAAAGAACUUUUAAAUUCUGACGAAGUACCUGGACUACAUUUUUACACUCUUAAUCGUGAAGUAGCGACAAUAGAGAUUCUAAAAGUAGUAGGCCUUUGGAAGCAAUACCACAUUCACAGACCGUUACCAUGGAAACACUCUGCACAUUCUAAACGAAUAAAAGAAGAUGUUCGGCCUAUAUUUUGGGCUGCAAGACCAAAAAGUUAUGUACACAGGACUUCUGAGUGGGACGAAUUCCCUAAUGGACGUUGGGGAAAUUCAGCGUCUCCAUCAUUUGCUGAACUGACAGAUCAUCACUUGUUUUAUUUAAGAAGUCAAAAAGAUAAGGAACAGCGCGCUCAUAUGUGGGGUGAGAAACUGGACUCGUUGGAAGAUGUCUACCAUGUUUUCCAAUGUUAUUUAAAUGGCAAGGAGAAUAAGUGGGGACACCAGGUUAAAUCGUUACCAUUUAACGACGAUGAAUUGCAGUUGGAAACGGGCUUAUUACUUCGAAAUUUGAGCAUAGUAAAUGGUGAAGGCUUUCUUACGAUUAACAGUCAGCCGAAUGUAAAUGCGGCACCAUCCACUGAUGAAAAGUUUGGUUGGGGCGGUGCCGGCGGAUAUAUCUACCAGAAGGCGUACCUAGAAUUCUUUAUGAGGAAGGAAUAUGUGGAGGCGUUGUUGGAUGUGUUAAAACAAUAUCCACAAGUGAAUUAUCAUAUCAUUGAUAGUCAGGGUUACUACGAUAACACAAAUGCAGACCGAUACUCUCCAAUUGCAGUCACGUGGGGUGUGUUUCCUGGCAAAGAGAUCGUGCAACCUACUGUUGUUGAUCCAAUCAGCUUCAACUUUUGGAAGGAUGAAGCAUUCUCUCUUUGGACUGAACAGUGGCAAUCCCUCUAUGAAGAAGGAUCAAAAUCUGCUUCAAUUAUUCAAAACAUUUAUGAUAAUUUUUAUCUUGUUAAUUUGGUGGAUAAUGAUUUUAUUAAAGGUAAUUGUUUGUUCGACAUUUUACACCAAGUUAUUGCUAACAGCAAGCAUGAAGUUGGAGAUGACGUUCAGUCAUCCACCGGCAUGCGUCACACAGAAAACAAAGACCAAACUGACAAUCUAGUCAAUGAAUUCACCGCGAGAUUAAGAGAAAACUCGUCUCCUACUCAAGAAUUAGUUAUGAGUUAGUGUGCGAACGAGUUGCUUGUACAAAUGUGAUAAAAACAAUGUAUAUCCCGGAUUAAGUGAGAAUGUCUUAUGUUUUUGAUGGUAUCUUUAGUUUUGACUGGUUGCUAUGCGGAUGUAACCUAGCAAAUUUUGGUGUUGUUUGUACUUAAAUACAGAAGAUAUCAGAAAAUAAUAAAGAUUUUUUUGGGAUUACCAACUGUACUCUUAUUUGCUUACGAUGUAUCGGAACAGUUUCUUAAGUUUUAUUUUAAAACUAUUUACGUAUAUUGAUUGUCACAAAAAACUUACAAUUUUGUAUUUAUUUUUUAAAACGAAAACGAAAAAGUUGUAAUGAGAAGCUCAGUCUUUCAA